Carya illinoinensis is the source of this 714-nucleotide messenger RNA. RefSeq lists its product as uncharacterized. The coding region runs from base 1 to 714 and encodes 237 amino acids. The record is from RefSeq and is a predicted model, not a curated record. The transcript is spliced from 2 exons. Gene Ontology annotation, molecular function: nucleic acid binding; RNA-DNA hybrid ribonuclease activity. Lineage: Eukaryota; Viridiplantae; Streptophyta; Magnoliopsida; Fagales; Juglandaceae.
AUGGAUGUCUGGGGGGAGGAAGCCAGUCCUCUUAAGAAAUGGAGCUCUUAUUUCCCAGAUUUUAAUUUACUAUGGGAGGACCUGACGAACAGAUUAGAGACUCAUUUAGUAGACCAAGUGGCUGCGAUUUUUUAUAAAAUCUGGGCUAGAAGGAACAGCUUUGUGUUUCACAAUAAAUUUCUUAGUCCUUUGGUUCUAAUUCAAACAGCAAUAGAUGAUAUUGAAGUCUAUAAAGAAUUACAUUUGAAAGUUCCUAGCAGUAUAGAGAAUAUUUCCUUGCAAAAUUCUGUUGUGCAGUGGAGGCCUCCGUGUGAUCCUUUCUUUAAACUAAACUUUGAUGCAGCUUUUGAUUCUGAAAAAAGAAUGAUGGGGAUCGGCAUUGUGGUUAGGGACAGCAGGAGUAAGCUGUGCCAAGAGUUGGGCAUGCAGCAGGUGAUCUUUGAGGGUGAUGCUAAGGUAGUCAUAGAUGGCGUUAAUGGUAUUAAAUCCAAUUGUUCUUGGCAAGGACAGUUACUGGACGAUAUGAAAUUUCUUUUAUUGAGGCAUACGGAUUGGAAGCUGCAUUUUGUCAAAAGGAAUGGGAAUAAGGCUGCUCACAGUGCAGCAAAGAUAGGCAUGUAUUUAGAAAAUGAGGUUGUUUGGAUUGAAGAUGGUCCUUCUGAGGUUCUGUCAGCUAUUUUCUUUGAUAAACAAUGUAUUCCGAUUUUGAGUUAA